Cyprinodon variegatus (sheepshead minnow) is the source of this 2517-nucleotide messenger RNA. It is a transcript of the gene ppp5c, whose product is annotated as protein phosphatase 5, catalytic subunit. The record is from RefSeq and is a predicted model, not a curated record. Lineage: Eukaryota; Metazoa; Chordata; Actinopteri; Cyprinodontiformes; Cyprinodontidae. The transcript is spliced from 13 exons. Gene Ontology annotation, molecular function: protein binding; protein serine/threonine phosphatase activity. The coding region runs from base 19 to 1458 and encodes 479 amino acids. Gene Ontology annotation, cellular component: cytosol; nucleus.
UACGGCAGUGAGAAGAAGAUGGCGGAGGUAACGAAUGAAGCAGAGCUACUCAAGGAGAAGGCAAAUAAGUUCUUCAAAGAAAAGGACUACGAAAAUGCUAUCAAGUACUACACGGAGGCUCUUGAGCUUAAUCCAUCCAAUGCCAUCUACUACAGCAACCGAAGCUUGGCAUACCUGCGCACAGAGUGCUAUGGAUAUGCCCUGGCAGAUGCUACGAAGGCCCUGGAGGCAGACAAGAACUACAUAAAAGGAUAUUACCGCCGAGCAACUUCCAACAUGGCGCUGGGGAAAUUUAAAGCUGCACUUAAGGACUACGAAACGGUAGUAAAAGUGCGACCGAAUGACAAGGAUGCAAGAAUGAAGUGGCAAGAAUGUAACAAGAUUGUGAAACAGAAGGCGUUUGAGAGAGCCAUCGCAAGUGAUGACAAAAAGAAAUCUGUUGUUGACUCUCUGGAUAUCGAAAGCAUGACCAUCGAGGACGACUACGUAGGGCCCAAACUUGAAGAUGGGAAGGUGACGUUACAGUUCAUGAAAGACAUGAUGAAUUGGUUUAAAGAUCAGAAGAAACUGCAUAGAAAAUGUGCUUAUCAGAUAUUAGUUCAAGUAAAGGAUGUUCUAUCAAAGCUACCAAGUCUUGUUGAAAUCACGAUAAAAGAGACAGAAAAAUUAACCAUAUGUGGGGACACCCACGGGCAGUACUACGAUCUACUUAACAUCUUUGAGUUGAACGGUUUACCCUCAGAGACCAAUCCUUACCUCUUCAAUGGUGACUUUGUGGACCGGGGCUCUUUCUCUGUUGAGGUCAUUCUCACCCUAUUUGGCUUCAAGCUGCUUUACCCAGACCACUUCCACUUGCUUCGAGGUAACCAUGAGACGGACAACAUGAACCAGAUGUAUGGGUUUGAAGGGGAGGUCAAAGCCAAAUACACAGCCCAGAUGUUCCAGCUGUUCAGCGAGGUCUUUCAGUGGCUUCCUCUUGCUCAGUGUAUCAACAGCAAAGUACUGGUCAUGCAUGGAGGACUUUUCAGUGAAGAUGGCGUCACAUUGGAGGACCUCAGGAAGAUUGAUCGGAACAGACAGCCUCCAGACUCAGGUCCGAUGUGUGACCUGCUGUGGUCCGAUCCACAGCCUCGGAACGGCCGGUCGAUCAGCAAACGAGGAGUGAGCUGUCAGUUUGGUCCAGAUGUGACGCAGCGCUUCCUGGAGCAGAACAAGUUGGACUACAUCGUGCGAAGUCACGAGGUCAAAUCGGAAGGCUACGAGGUCACUCACUCAGAAAAAGUCAUCACCGUGUUCUCAGCACCCAAUUACUGUGAUCAGAUGGGAAACAAAGGAGCAUACAUCCAUCUCAGGGGAUCAGAUCUCAAACCAGAGUUUCAUCAGUUCACUGCUGUGCCUCAUCCGAAUGUCAAGCCGAUGGCUUAUGCCAACACAUUAAUGCAGCUGGGAAUGAUGUAGAGGCAGCACACAUCCCGUCGGCGACGCUCGUGACCGGCCGUCGCUCCCGAAUCAUCCCUGCCACCUCAGUCUCUCCGGUGCUCGGACAUGUCCUCAUUCAUGCUUAGCCUAAGGAAUCCCCUCUCCCAUUCAAGCUCCAGCUAGUUGUUGCACAGAAACAGAUGCGUUGUUCUGAUGGGACGAGCGCACUUAGACAAGCCCAGUCCAGUUUUCUUUUUAUUCCUUCACAAUAUUUUUAAUGGAACUGGAAAACUCCACGUCUCCGUUGUCAAUUUGCCUGCUAAUGUGUGCCAUUGCUGAGUUAAGGAAACCAACCAUGAGAAAUUCAGAUCCAUCUUCUUUGAGCUGCUUGGUUUUUAAACAAUGGCUUGAAUUAACUGGUUUGUACCAAAGAUAUGUAAUGAAAAUGAUUGUUCAGAUUUUAGCUAGAGGAACUUUUGACUCUGGAAAUUUGCAUAAUGUUGACGUCCAUUCACAGUUAAACGGUUUCCAGGAGGAUGUAUGGAUCCACAUGUCUGUCAGUGUUUCUCAAACCAAUCUACAGUAUAUCAGUUCAGCUAUAUUUCCAGAAUAAAAUCAGACUUUUUCUAAUCAAAAUAUACUGUGGGUACAGUCCUAAAGGUCCUGUUUGCCAUUAGUGAUGUAUUUUGCUGGUAGCGUUUAUUUUGCACUUCUGCAAUGCUUCCUGUUGGGGAAGAUGCCGUCGCUCCACGUUUUCCAUCUUUCAUCAAUAUUGUGCCGCUAUUUCGGCAGCUCCUGCACAGUCCACUCCAACUAGUGAGCAAACACUGAUGGCACUCUAGUCUUCAAGAUGUAUUCAGACAUAUUACCCCAUGUGAGAAUUUCUACAUAACACAAACGUCCAGAAUACGAUCCUGUCGUGAAACGCACAGUUAUAUUGUCUAAUGGCCCUGAACUUUUUAGGUAAAUAAAUACACUUUAGUGUAUGUAUAUAUACUGUAUCAUUUAAAGAUUCUGUGUAUUGUUUGGAGAAAAUUGAAUAAAAAAAGCCAGUCCAGUGAUUUUAGAAACAAACUGGUAUCUUUAUUUACAGAAUGA